Molecule: messenger RNA, 385 nt
Organism: Periconia digitata
Lineage: Eukaryota; Fungi; Ascomycota; Dothideomycetes; Pleosporales; Periconiaceae
Source: the annotation of a GenBank genome assembly
UAUUUUUGUUGCUUUUGCCCCAAUCAGAACUUCUGCAUUUUUUACACCGUUUCUUCUUUGGCUCACCCAUGAAUGGAAUCCUGUGCAAAACUUCCAUUCUUACGUUAAUCCUGUUGUCUACUUCGAUCUCGCUCUCGCAAUACCGUGCACUCACUAUGAACAUCUUAUAUUUGACUGAGGCUUCAUUCGCUGAAAAAGUGAAGACACGACAAGCUCAGAAGACCGAAGUGUUGAGUUUCCAAGCAUGGAUGAAAUGCACAAUAUGUACACUGAUGAUUGCUCAUGAUUUAUGGCUGUGCCGUUUUUGAGAAAGGUAUGAUGCAAAGAAUGACUCGUAUCAAUCUCCUCACCCAAGUUCAUUGGCUGCGGCGCUUGUGGGUACCAU